Triplophysa dalaica is the source of this 3732-nucleotide messenger RNA. RefSeq names its product serine/threonine-protein kinase 32C-like. The transcript has 13 exons. Gene Ontology annotation, molecular function: G protein-coupled receptor binding; G protein-coupled receptor kinase activity; ATP binding. The record is from RefSeq and is a predicted model, not a curated record. Bases 514 to 1827 code for a protein of 437 amino acids. Gene Ontology annotation, biological process: protein phosphorylation; G protein-coupled receptor signaling pathway; regulation of signal transduction. Lineage: Eukaryota; Metazoa; Chordata; Actinopteri; Cypriniformes; Nemacheilidae.
UAAACCAAUAUGGAUUGUAUUAGUAAUGUCACACUUUAAAUCAAAUGUCUUUUUAAUCAAUUGUUCAUAUAUUGGCCAACAAUUUUAAGAGAGAAACACGUACAGUAUUUGAUUUCCUAAUGUGUGUUAAUAUCGAUGCAAAUCGAUGUUACGGAGACAACUUGAAUGCUUUUAAUAUCGAUUAUUUCGCGAAAAUGAACUAUGGUAUUGCUAUGGUAAACAUUGACCUAAGAUUAAUAAGAGCUGUUCCUUGUUCAUGUUAACAAUCUCAUAAAAUCGUCAUGUUCCUCCGACCAAACUGACUUGAAUUGACCGGAACUCGUAAAUACGAAUAUCCGAGAAAGAUCAUUAUAGAGAAUGUCACAGUCGCUUCGUUGUACUUCCGUUCUAUAAAGUGCAUCAGAGAUCAGAUUGGAUCGGACCGGAUCAUCAGUGUUGAUCAGAGAUGCUCAUGUUUUAGAGGCAUCACGCAUCAGUUUCAGUGGGACUGAAAGGAAUGAGAUCAGGUCAUCAAUGUUUCACUGGGGCAAGUGGAAGAAGAGGAUGGGCGCCAACAGUUCGUCCAAGAGACCGGUGUACGACGACAAAGAGGAUGUGAAUUUCGAUCACUUCCAGAUUCUCCGAGCCAUCGGUAAGGGGAGCUUUGGGAAGGUGUGUAUUGUGCAGAAGCGGGACACAGAGAAGAUGUUUGCUAUGAAGUACAUGAACAAGCAGCAGUGCAUCGAGCGGGACGAGGUGCGGAACGUCUUCAGAGAGCUGGAGAUCUUACAGGAGAUUGAACAUGUGUUUUUAGUAAACCUCUGGUACUCGUUUCAGGAUGAGGAGGACAUGUUUAUGGUGGUGGAUCUGCUGUUAGGAGGAGACCUGCGGUAUCAUCUCCAGCAGAACGUUCAGUACACUGAAGAAGCUGUGAAAGUUUACCUGUGUGAGAUGACGCUGGCGCUGGACUACCUGCAGAGCCAACACAUCAUACACAGGGACAUCAAACCUGACAACAUUCUGCUGGAUGAACAAGGUCACGCACAUUUAACAGACUUCAACAUCGCUACGAUAAUAAAGGACGGGGAGCGAGCCACAGCUCUGGCGGGAACCAAACCUUACAUGGCUCCUGAAAUCUUCCAGUCGUUCGUGAGCGGAGGAAGCGGAUAUGCCUUUCAGGUGGACUGGUGGUCGUUGGGUGUGACCAUUUUUGAGGUUCUGCGAGGUUGGAGGCCGUAUGACAUUCACUCCAGUAAUUCUGUGGAGUCUCUGCUGCAGUUGUUCAGUACCGUCAGUGUUCAGUAUAGUUCAGCCUGGCACAAAGAUCUUGUGUCACUGCUGAGGAAGUUGUUGACGGUGAACCCCGAGCAUCGUUUCUGUGGUCUGGCUCAGAUGCAGACGGCUCUUUACCUCUCUGAUGUUAACUGGGACGAUGUUUAUGAGAAGAAACCGGAGCCGGGGUUUGUUCCCAAUAAAGGGCGUCUUCACUGCGACCCGACCUUUGAACUGGAAGAGAUGAUCCUGGAGUCUCGUCCUCUUCAUAAGAAGAAAAAGCGUCUGGCCAAAAACAGAUCGCGAGAUAACAGCAAAGAUUCUCAAUCUGAGAACGAGUAUCUUCAGGAGUGCCUUGAAGUGGUCCAGCAGGAGUUCAUGAUUUUCAACCGUGAAAAGUCUAAGCGUCGUCAGGAGGAGGAGAGUGUUAUAGGAGGUGAUGGAGAGGCAGCGGAGGCUGAUGAUGGAGAUCCAGACGCUGAAGGAGGAACAGAGGAUGAAGAGACCGAGCCUGAACCCGAGACCUCUAAACGGAGCAUGUGCGGCUCCGUCUGCUCGUCUCCAGGAAGCAGUUAGCAGCCGUCCCGUCGGCUCUCACCUCGCCUUUAAAAUCCCAGAGAGAACUCUGAGCGACUCAUCCUGAACCGCCGCAGGUGUAAAAAACAGUCUCUGUGUUGUGUGUCGCCUGUAGGUCGCUCUCUAGAAUAAGCGCAAACACUUCUAUGCAACGUGAUCUUGAGCAUGAUGUAAAUCGAGAUUUAAGAGGCUAUUGAACAUAUUAAGACCGUACGCUUGUAUGUGUGUGAUGAUAAUGAUGAUGAAACCUGGAGAAAGAGACAAUUGAAAGAAAGGACGGAGGUUUUUUCAGUUAUUUUUUAGAGAGAUUAUCAGGUUUAUGGUUCAGCAGUUUAGAAGCUUGUAAACCAAACGCUAAAUAAUUCUACAGAGUUAAUGGUGAACAUACUCAUUUUAAAAGAAUCUAAAGUUGUGGAAAAUACGAGAGCUUGGUGCCCUUACAAAAUAUAAAUAAGCUUCAGAUACUUUUUUAUUAAGUAUACCUAAGCAAAGUGUAUUUUAGGUACAUUUGAAUAUAUACUUUUCUAAACCCGACUUCAAGUUGUAAUAAAAUAGUACACUUACAAGUACAGUAGUAGUAUACUGAUAUUAGUAUACUUACUUCAUAAAGAACUAUACUUUAGUAUACUUAAUAAAAUAAACUUUGUACAUUCUAAUUUUUGAAAGGAUUCGCACAAAAUCAGUGAAACGAAAAUAACCGGAGGAGAAUGUUUUAUCUUUCCUUCCGCUAGUUCUCCUCUUGUAGCCUGAACUGAUUUACAUUUUCUUUCGAGGACUAUUAUUAACAUUAACUCAUCAUUUUUGCUGUAGUUUUUCGAAAAGAGAUUUAAAACAUUUGAUCUGCUAAAAGUUGUUGAUUCCAGACAGAUUGAUUAUGAGGAAUUGAGUGAGAAACAGUGUUAUUAGGAGGUCUUUGAGACAGUUUAAAGCUGUUAGUAGCUGUUUUUCUUUCAUCUUUCUCUCUGCUUGCUGCUUUCGGCAACACGUUUAUUGCCAAAUUACCUUUUCGACUGUUAAACUAAUUGUUCAACUUUUGUGGAGGGUUUGUUGUUGCACAUAGUCUUUACUCUUCUCUAUUGGACUCUAUCAGUUAAAGAUUGAUUUAAUAAUACUUGGGAUUGUGUUAACAUGGCUUCAGUCGUAGCAUUAGGAACAAUAGGAAUCAUUUAAGGUGGUAUUGUUAGUUUCAGCAGUGACAUCUGCGUGUAGCAUUCAGAACGCUGCAGUCAAUAUACUGAAGCAAAACACAUCAUCCACAGUUUUAUGUGGACUUGCUCACAUAACCCAGUGUCUAUAGAACAACUAUUAAGAUAAAUGAAGUAAUUGCUUACAGUAAGAGGUUUUAUGAAGCUCUGUCUUCACACAGUGGCGUUUCAAAUCUCUAUCCAAGUGUGCAGGCACAACUUGUAGGCAAAGACGCCAAAGCUUUUGUACCAUUUACAUAUACAUUAUAUAUAUAGAUGAGUGCCUGUGUGUGUGUGUGUGUGUGUGUGUGUGUGUGUGUGUGUGUGUGCGUGUGUGUGUGCGUGUGUGUUUGUGCACGCGCGCAUAGAGCCAAUAUAAACAUGUAACAUUUGUAAACAAGUGUUUAUUAUCAUAAGUAUGGAAUGUUUCUGAAAUCUUAUUAAAGCUGCAGUUAGUCUGAGAAACAGAAGCGGUGGAGAGAUCAAACUCCUGCAUGUUUCACUGUAUUCUGUACAUUUACACUGGAAGACUCUAUAAAACCGUCUGUGUGUAUGUGCGUUUGUGUGUGUGUGUGUGUGUGUGCGCGCGUGCGUGUGUGUGUGUGUGUGUGUUUGGACAAACGGUGAGACGUCUGCUCAAUGAACAUCUCUGUUCUUUUCCAUUGUUACUGUAUGUGGACAGCAUGACCUGUAGAACUAGAGUCUCUUUAACAUUUCGGCA